Molecule: messenger RNA, 1276 nt
Organism: Hordeum vulgare subsp. vulgare (domesticated barley)
Lineage: Eukaryota; Viridiplantae; Streptophyta; Magnoliopsida; Poales; Poaceae
Exons: 7
Coding region: 1-1257 (418 amino acids)
Source: RefSeq, a predicted model, not a curated record
AUGGCCUCCCGGCGGGCCAGCGGCAGCAACACCAUCAGCAGUUGCGCGCUCUGUGAGGGAUCCAACCUCCCCUCCUGCUGCGUCGCGUGCGUCAACACGAGGCUGUUCGAGUACUACGCAACGCUGCGCCUGAGGAGGAACCUCCGCGACACCCUCCAGUUCCACAUUGUAGCGCCUCGAGGCCAAGGUUGGUCCGUCGCUCUUGCUGUGCCCGUCCUCACCCCGCCGUCAAUGAGAAGGCUAGGACUUGGGCGAAAGCCUGUUUCGAGAGGGUGUAGUUGUCGUUGUCGUGGAAACCUAGGACGAUAUGUUUCUACAUCGAUGGUUAGGACACCCCAGCCGCCAGAGCCCUUCGCCAUUGCCGAGGUCCGAGAGGAGCCGCCGCCGCCGAGAUACAAAAGCGCAUCAAAUUUGACUGCACAGUCAAUCAUAGUCGCAUAUUACAAAAAUGCUACAAGAUCAAAAUUAAGAAGAGUGUCAAAGUGGAUCGUACACACCAAAAGUACUCGUGCAGAAAAUCAUCAGCAGGUGAUGUCGAAGAAUUGGAAAGAAAGAAUAAAAAAUGAUUCGGCAGACUUCUUGUCCAUCUCAGAACUACUACCUCAGAGCAAACCAUGUAAUUUGAAUAUUUAUGCAUCUAUUGGCAAAAUUGUCUUAAUGGGUUCUCUUAGACCUGAAUUGAAGGGGCACUUGUCAGUCAUUGAGAAACAUUCCUUGAAUGGACAUAAUGAUAUCGUCAGAGAUUUUAUUACUACUGGAUGCAAGUUAUGUGGUUUACCUCUAUACGAAAAGAAUCUUCAUGGAGAUAGUACUUAUCCAAUCGAUUGCCUUGAUAAUCCAAAGUAUCUCCAUGUUGUUGGACAGAUAUAUAAACCAUUCAUGAUCUAUGUGCAAGACCAAACUGGACAAGUUCCUGUGCUUGUGAAGAAUAAAGUUGCCGAGAUUCUGUUUUCAAAUAUCAACGCAGAUGAUGUGUCUGAAUGCUACAAGAGCCGCCAUUGCAUGCUGGUAGAUACUUGUGACUCUGGCCAGUCAAGCACUUGUGGGAUGCUAGAUGGCAGUGGCAAGACAGGCAUUGCUAAAAGGAAAAGAACCAAACAUAAGCUUGAUUUUCAUCUUAUCUGGCUCAUUGUUAUGAAAUGCCUGCUGAACCAAGGCAAGAACAGUCCAUUCUGCUUCCAGAUUUCAGUCAACCCCGGGAGAAAUGUUGAGGAUGGACGAUUUGAACUGAUUUCGUUGACAAUGCCAAUACCAUGAGAUGGGAAUUCUUCUUUUA